UAGAAUAGAAUCAUAUUAAUUAUAACUUUAUGCUUAUGUACACAAGGAAAGAUGUUUAAUUUACUGCUGGUAUAUCAACAUUUGACAUUUGUGGAACCUAAAUUGUGGAUAAAUUAUAUUAAAAAAAUAGUGAGAAACAAUGUACUAUUUCGUGGAAUGGUGUUUGGGAGUUACAAAAAUACAUUUGCUACUAAAGCUAAGAGCCUAAACGAUGAAAAUGAAGAACCUGAACAACCUCCAUCGUUCAUGGAAGAAAUUGUGGAAAUUCCUGUAAAUCCGAAGAAAUUUAACAAAUCGAGGUUAUUAGCACAACAUAGGAACAUGUUAAAUGAAAAAAUACCCUAUCAAGAACCACAAUCAUGGAUUCACUUAUCAGAAAAAUACCAACGCAAAAUAUUUGGAAAAUAUGGAUCCCAAAGUGGUAUUGAUCCCCGGAUUUGUUUUAAUACAAAGGAAGAUUUAGCCGCUAAAAACAAAUAUGAAAAAGCUGCUCAUCCUUAUACUCUCCAACAGAUGAUAGCUAAAGUGAAUGAAGAGAAACUGGCAAAAACGGAAAAAAUUCAGAAACGGGAGGACGAAAUCGCUAAAAAAUUAGUGAAACUUGAUCAAUGGAAAAAAGAGUUAAACGCAAAAAUAGCUAAAAAAGAAGCUGAAAUGCAAGCAGCGAAGGAUCGUAAGGAACGACUUAUUGAAGAAGUUCGUCGUCAUUUUGGUUUUAAGUUGGACCCCCGCGAUGAUAGAUUUAAAGAAAUGUUGGAACAAAAAGAGAAAGAGGACAAGAAAAAACAAAAGGAAGCCAGGCGAAAAUCCAAAGAAGACCAAAUGGUUGCGAAACUCUUGCAAAAGUCCGAACAGUGAAAUAAAUAAGCAUACAUAAAUUUUUAAGUUUAUUGUUAAAUAUUACUGAAAUAAAAUAAAUAAUAUUA
Messenger RNA from Teleopsis dalmanni, 926 nucleotides. It is a transcript of the gene CRIF, whose product is annotated as growth arrest and DNA damage-inducible proteins-interacting protein 1. NCBI's taxonomy places the organism in Eukaryota, Metazoa, Arthropoda, Insecta, Diptera, Diopsidae. The transcript is spliced from 2 exons. The record is from RefSeq and is a predicted model, not a curated record. The coding region runs from base 52 to 858 and encodes 268 amino acids. Gene Ontology annotation, cellular component: nucleus.